ACCUCAUCUGGAACACUCUGAAGAAACUCCGCGUCGACCAUGGAGAGAAACAUGAAGAGUUCGGUGACGUGAAGAAGGUGGUCACAGACGAGUUUGUGCGACAGAGGUACCUGGAGUAUGCACGAAUCCCUCACACGGAGCCAAUCGAGCAUGAGUUCCGAUGGGGUCAACGUGCCGAGUUGGAAGUGUCAAAAGCCAAAAUCCUCGAGUUCAUGGGUCAGCUCCAUGAACAGGACCCUCAGACCUGGAGCCAGCAGUACAGAGAAGCUCACUCCGUCCCCAACUCGUCUCAGCCCAGCACCAGCAGCCAGAGAUAAUGCUCCAGUAUCACCGUUUCCUUUUUAUUUAUUUUAUCACUGCUUUGUUUCCUCUGAAUGUGUUGUUGUAUUCUUACUGUAGACUGCACUGUCAAACAUAAAGCAGGGGACUCUUUUUAAACUGAACCAUCAAUUCAAACACUGGUUAUAAAACAUACAUAUUUGUAUGUCAGUACAUUUAGUUGAGUGUCAUACAUUCUUGAUGUCUCUCUUAAAUAAGUAAAUAACAUCUCAUAUCACACACAAUUAGUCAGGUAUCCAUUUUCAUUUUAUUGCCUGGACUUUAACGUAACAGUUUAUUUGCUCAAGUUCAGAAAAUAAAAUCUUUUCUAAUCGAUUAAACUUCAGUGAUUGCAUUGA
This is a messenger RNA of Morone saxatilis (striped sea-bass), 677 nucleotides long. It is a transcript of the gene ndnl2, whose product is annotated as necdin-like 2. The record is from RefSeq and is a predicted model, not a curated record. Lineage: Eukaryota; Metazoa; Chordata; Actinopteri; Moronidae. Gene Ontology annotation, cellular component: nucleus.